Fomitopsis serialis is the source of this 495-nucleotide messenger RNA. RefSeq lists its product as uncharacterized. The record is from RefSeq and is a predicted model, not a curated record. Lineage: Eukaryota; Fungi; Basidiomycota; Agaricomycetes; Polyporales; Fomitopsidaceae. Bases 1 to 495 code for a protein of 164 amino acids. The transcript has a single exon.
AUGCGGGACCUUCUUGGUCACCAUCCGCAGCUCAGGCCCAACUUCAAGAAUAGCGUAUUUGCGUGUGCGACUUUCAACUUCGGUCCCGCGACCUGUACCCUCGACCAUCGUGAUUGCGCCAACUUGCCGUUCGGCCUGUGCUCGAUCACCUCGCUCGGUAGCUUCAAUCCCCGAACAGGCGGCCACCUGGUCUUGUGGGACCUGCGACUCGUCAUUGAAUUCCCGCCUGGGUCAACUGCCAUCAUCCCGUCGGCAACUCUUCGCCAUUCGAAUACCGAGAUUGGGCCGGAUGAGGAACGGUUUUCGUUCACUCAGUAUACCGCCGGUGGGAUUUUCCGGUGGGUCGACCAGGGAUUUCAGCCCUCACCAGAGUAUUACUCGGCUUUGGACGUUGGCGCCAAGGCCGCUUUCCACCAACGUGCUGCAGCUCGAUGGAAGGAGGGCAUCUCGCUGUUUUCGACCUUGGAGGAGUUGCGGGCAGACUCAGGCGCAUGA